Messenger RNA from Pseudogymnoascus destructans, 3535 nucleotides. It is a transcript of the gene ARP5, whose product is annotated as actin- protein 5. The transcript has 3 exons. Gene Ontology annotation, cellular component: cytoplasm; Ino80 complex. Lineage: Eukaryota; Fungi; Ascomycota; Leotiomycetes; Thelebolales; Thelebolaceae. The record is from RefSeq and is a predicted model, not a curated record. Gene Ontology annotation, biological process: regulation of DNA-templated transcription. Bases 302 to 2596 code for a protein of 764 amino acids.
AUAUACACAGAAAGUUGAACUAUAUGCCCGCCAUCGUGGUAUCACAGCCUCGUGCCCGCCGUCGUCGCCCCAUGAAAACUCUCAGCCUCACCCAUUCCUAUCGAACCCCAAAUUCCACACGCAACGUGCGGCCCUCAACAACGUCGCAUUCACGUCCAGCGGCGCCGCUCAUAAUCCUAGGCCUAGAUUGAAUAAACGUAGCAGCCGCGACUACCAAAUAUAUUUAACCCCAAGCAUAAACGACAGCCGUCAAUGGCUUGAACCACAAAUACCAUCCACAGUCACCGACAUCACCACGACAAUGGCGCCCUCAGCGAUAUCUCCCCAUGCCCCAGAGGUAUCGACGGGACGACCAGAAGCUGGACCUGCAAAGAUAUAUCCCGUCAAGGAAGCAUAUUUUGAAGGCUACCAGGCGCCACAGCCUGACGGAUACAAGAAAGCACAGCAGAUUGGCAGCGACAACGUCGCGAUCGUUAUUGACAAUGGCUCAUCAGCAGUCCGCGCAGGAUGGUCAUUCGAGGAUAACCCCAGAUUCUCAAUCCCACCCGUGAUGGCAAAGUAUCGAGACCGCAAGCUAGGCAAGACUUUCGCCUUCGCCGGCUCCGACGUCUACGCCGACACCACCGCACGCGGGCACAUGCGUAACGCCUUCGAAGCCGGCAGCGGCGUCAUCUGCAACUGGGACGUGAUGGAGUACGUCCUCGACUACCUCUUCCUCAAGCUCGGCAUCGACGGCCAAAACGGCGCAAUCGACAUGCCCAUCGUCAUGACCGAGACCCUCGCCAACCUGCCGUACUCGCGCAAAUCCAUGAACGAGAUCCUCUUCGAGUGCUACGGCGCCCCCUCCGUCGCCUACGGCGUCGACGCCCUCUUCUCGUACGCUCACAACGGCGGAAAGACGGGACUCGUCGUCUCCUCCUCCCACAGCUCCACGCACCUGAUCCCUGUGGUCGACUCGCGCGCUCUGCCCGCCCAGGCCACGCGUCUGAACUGGGGCGGGUCUCAGAGCGCAGAGUACCUCCUCAAGCUGAUCCGGCUGAAGUACCCGGGGUUCACGGGGAGGCUAAACGCUUCGCAGGCUGAGCACAUGGUCCGUGACCACUGCUUCGUCGCGCAGGACUAUGUGAAGGAAGUCGGCGAGGUGCUCGAUUGGACGGGCCUCGAGGACCGCGACGUUGUCAUCCAGUACCCCUACACCGAAGAGAUCAUCAUCCAGAAAUCCCAAGAGGAGCUCGCGCGCGCCGCCGAAAAGCGGAAAGAAUCCGGCCGCCGCCUGCAGGAGCAGGCCGCCAAAAUGCGUCUCGAGAAACUGGUCCGUAAAGAGCAGGAACUCGACUACUACCGGUCCCUCCAGACGCGCCUGGCGACCGAGAACAAGAAGGAGAGUAAACGCCUCCUCGACGCCGAGGACCUGAAGGACGAAAAUGCUCUCGCGAAAACAAUCAAGGAGCUCGACCUCUCGAUCCGCAAGUCGCGCCAAAAAGACGUCGGUGGCCCAGAGAUAGAAGAUGACGCCGAACCCCCGAAUUACGACCUCCUCGAUAUCCCCGACGAGGACCUCGACGACGCAGGCAUAAAACAGAAACGCCACCUGCGCCUCAUGAAAUCCAACCACGAAGCCCGCGCCCGCGCCAAGGCUGAAAAAGCCGUUGAAGCCGCUCGCGUAGCUGAGAUCGCGCGGCUCGACCACGAGCGCCGCGAGGGUGAUUUGGAGGGGUGGUUAGAGGAGCGGCGCGCCGCACGCGCUGCGCUCGUCAAGAAACUCAAGGAGCGCGAACGCCUCAAGGCUGAUCUAGGGAACCGUAAAUCCCUCGCUAGUCAAAUCCGGAUGAAAUCCAUCGCCGCCCUCGCCUCCGACACCCCCGCCAAAAAGCGCCGCAGAGGCGGCGACGACGAUACGUUCGGCGCCGACGACGACGAUUGGGGAAUCUACCGCCAAGUCGCCAAUGAGGGGGAUAACUCCGAGGACGAGGAAGAGGACCUAGGCUCUAGUCUCAAGGCCCUCGAGGCGGAGUUGCUCGAACACGAUCCCGAUUUCACAGAACUGCACACACACGAUGCGCAGAGCGACUGGUCGACUUCCCUCAUCCACGCAUUUCUCCGCGGGCCUCGCGCCUUUGACGCCGGUUCGGCGAAGGAAGCGCACCAGCUCCACCUCAACGUCGAGAGGCUCCGCGUCCCGGAGGUAGUAUUCCAGCCCUCGAUCGCGGGGCUGGACCAAGCGGGGAUUGUGGAGAUCGCGGCGGAUAUCCUGAUGCAGCGGCUUGGUGGGCAGGUGGAUAUGAGGGAUGUAUUCCUGACGGGGGGCGCAACGCUGUUUCAGGGGUUUGAGGAGAGGUUGGCGAGGGAACUGAGGGGGGUACUGCCGGUGGAGAGGCAGGUGCGGGUGAGGAGGGCGGGGGAUGCGGUGGGGGAUGCGUGGAGGGGGGCUGGGGGGUGGGUUAGGAAGGAGGGGGGCGCGGAGUGGAAGAGGGGGAGGGUUACGAGGGGGGAGUGGUUGGAGAAGGGGGGGGAUUAUAUUAAGGUUUGUCUUUUUUCACUUUUUUUUUUUGGUCCAGUUUCUCGGAUUGGACGUGUUUGGAAGGGUGUUGGCUAACUAUUGGUGAUAGGAACACAAUUUGGGGAAUGCGUACUCGUACUCGGCUGUUUGAGGAAAAGGGGCGGGUGAAAAAGGGGGGACGGGACGGUUUGAUUAUUUAGCGUUUUGAUCGAAGGUGAGGGCGCGUUACGGGAAUUGAUGGAACGGGAACAAAAAAAAAUAGAUGAGGCAUAGUUAGCUGCUAUGCUAUGACUUCUUUGGCUACUUAUCUCCUGGUACGUCUUCGCUGAUUUGACUUUCCAAAACAUGGUAUCUAUUCGCUGAAAGUUUGGUUAUCUUCAUUGUUUAAAAGUGAUGGACACUCCUCUCCCCUUCCCUCAUACGCUCGGCCACGGCACUCACAGGAGAAGAAAUUGUGAUUAGGGGUUCCGCCCCGUCUGACGGCUCCAUGUUUCACAACUUCAGUAUGCCAUGGUGGUCUUGAGACCCCAUCAUCUCUGGCGAGUAGGUGGCGGCAGUGGGGGUCACGACGACGACAGAACAGCGUGACAAGAGCGAGGUUCUCGACAAAAAAACCUCAGCGGUGAGAGGAAGACGGCGGGGGGUCUCGCACGACCUUCUGGACGUGUUAGUCUCGGGGGCAGUGUAAGUUAAGCGCUCGCGCUCAUUCGCUCCUAUUGAAAGUCUGCGCUACGCACCGCAGGGCAUUUGGUAGGGUCCGGUAUGUAUUGGCGAUUGCUACUGUGAUAUUCUUACUUGGCUGAGGGGUGCAUGUUCUCCUGGCUCUUCGGAAGGAUGGGGGUGAUUAUGAAAGAUUUCACUAGACUCGCAGUAAAGCGAGAGUCUAAUUUUCCUUUCUCACUAUCAUUAUCUCCAGCAGGCUUCGAAGGCAAGUUUAGAACUCAAGCCUCGUCUAACCCUCCCUAUCUCAUACGCUCACCCACCGCUCUCACACGAGAAUAAAUAGCAACCGCACAUCCCAUAAACAAGUACCCU